This is a messenger RNA of Darwinula stevensoni, 607 nucleotides long. NCBI's taxonomy places the organism in Eukaryota, Metazoa, Arthropoda, Ostracoda, Podocopida, Darwinulidae. The record is from the annotation of a GenBank genome assembly.
UUUCUCAGUGGAUUCGUUUCGCAGUUCGACGAGAGAGUUUCCAGCCACGUCCAAGUGCGUCAGGCAAGGUCCCAUGCAUACGGCUGGGAACAAGGCGAAGGUCAAGUCGGGGGGGAGAGUGAGUUGCACGACGACGACCACGACCACAGCGCAAUGGGGUGGGAGAGGUGGCUGCGGGGCCAAGAAGUUUGUGGCCCACGGGGGAGGAGGCAGGUCCGUGACGACGACGUCCGCCAAGUUGGGCGGGAGAGGUGGCUUCGGUCACGGGAAGUUUGUGGGCCGCGCGGGAGGCGGGAAGACCGUGACGACCACGACCACGACCACGACCACCACAACGAAGCUGGGGGAGAGAGGUGGUUGCGGGUCGGGAAACAUCGGGGCCCGCGGAGGAAGAGUCAAGUCCGUGACGACAUCGACCACCACCACCUACUCCAAGACGUCGCGGAAGUGAAAGCGAGGCGUUGGGAUCCCGCUCUUCCACUGGUCUUCGACGGUGCAGCGUUCUUUCAUCGGCUUCCUUAUUCUUCGUCGUGAAAACUUUCCGAGACAAGCAUUCCGCAGGAAUAACAAAACUCAUAUUAAUAGAAAAUUGCAAUAAAAAGAAAGA